UCACGCAGAAGUACAUUCAUUCUCCGUUGCUCGGAACCAUUUAUUAGUCCUAACCCUCCUUGUGUUUGCCUGCGCACUCGUGUCUUGUGCCUCCAAAAUGUCUAUCAUUCUCGAGCCGCCCGAGUUGGCCUUCAAGCGCCCCUUCAAUCGUGAAGUCUGCCAGAUCCUACAUCUCAAUAAUGAAAAUCAGGAGCCUGUUGUUUUCAAGGUUAAAACGACCGCCCCGAAACACUACUGUGUUCGCCCCAACUCGGGACGGAUAGAACCUGGAAAGAGCGUCGAUGUCCAAGUGUUACUACAGGCCAUGAAAGAGGAGCCUGUCCCGGAUGCCAAAUGUAAGGACAAGUUCCUCGUCCAAACUGUCGCGGUAACUCGUGAUAUGGAGUUUGCGAACGUCACUUCUAUCUUUGAGAAGGCUUCCAAGGCUUCAAUCCAGGAGCGCAAGAUCCGCGUGAACUGGUUGUCCGCGGAAGACUCUCCAACCGCCGAGCAGAAAGAGACGAACGGUGUUAAUGUGCCGGAUGACGAACCCCCUGCCUAUACUUCUCCCGCUGCCAACUUCCAGACCCCUGCCGUAGGAGCUGCCAGCAAAGUCGCCAACGACACGUCACCAAUCCCACCGCCAGAUUUCAGCGAUAAGCGAGACAUCGCUACCCCACAGACGAAUGAAUCCAAGGCUUCCUCUGCAAAGGCAACCAUUGCAAGCGCUAUUCCAACCUCGGGUGAAGACCUAAGUGCGCAACUUGCCGAGGCUAAGGCGCAGAUCCAGAAACUGAAAGACAGGCUGGCAGAUCAGGGCUUGAGGCAAAGGAAGAUCGGCGGCGAGACCGAAAAGUCAGCUGCGCCGGCGUUGCAACAACAGCACGCUCAAUCUGUCGAGUCCGGAGUGCCGGUGCAAAUGGUGGCUGGUUUGUGUCUGCUAAGUUUCUUGAUUGCGUACUUUUUCUUCUAGUCGCCGAUCUUUCCCUCUUUAUCUUUUCUUUUCUUACUAAUUCCACUUUUACCCCCCAUGUUUCAAUUAUUUUGUUACAGAUGAACUGUAUUCCUUUUGAGUUGCUUCCGUGGCAUCGUUCCUAGCCUCAACGCCCCCUUAUAUCGUUAUUUCCCCAGUUGCACUCUACACCGCUGUUGCCUUAUUCAUACCUCUUGUCUGCGUUUUCGUUUCUACUUUUCUUUUUCUAUCCUUUUCCUUUCCCUUUCCCGUUCCUUUACCUUUGA
Aspergillus pseudotamarii is the source of this 1218-nucleotide messenger RNA. Its product is annotated as putative integral ER membrane protein Scs2. Lineage: Eukaryota; Fungi; Ascomycota; Eurotiomycetes; Eurotiales; Aspergillaceae. Gene Ontology annotation, biological process: endoplasmic reticulum membrane organization. Bases 98 to 952 code for a protein of 284 amino acids. Gene Ontology annotation, cellular component: endoplasmic reticulum membrane; plasma membrane. Gene Ontology annotation, molecular function: FFAT motif binding. The transcript has 7 exons. The record is from RefSeq and is a predicted model, not a curated record.